Messenger RNA from Pristis pectinata (smalltooth sawfish), 4671 nucleotides. It is a transcript of the gene map3k9, whose product is annotated as mitogen-activated protein kinase kinase kinase 9. Gene Ontology annotation, biological process: protein phosphorylation. Gene Ontology annotation, molecular function: ATP binding; protein binding; JUN kinase kinase kinase activity. The transcript is spliced from 11 exons. Bases 80 to 3334 code for a protein of 1084 amino acids. NCBI's taxonomy places the organism in Eukaryota, Metazoa, Chordata, Chondrichthyes, Rhinopristiformes, Pristidae. The record is from RefSeq and is a predicted model, not a curated record.
UUAGGCUGAACCGCAGGUGGAGACGGAUGCAAGCGGGGGAGCGGCGCUGCCGCUUCUCCCUUGCUCUUCCCUCCCCCCCAUGGAGCAGCUCAGAUCCGUGUUCAUCAGGUCCCCCUCCUCUGCCGCAGCCGGCUGCUGCUCCUCCUCCUCCUCCUCUACAGCGGCGGGGAAGGAAGAGGUUGAGGAUAGGGAUAGGGCGGCGCAGGAAGCCUGGCAACAGCAGGAGCUGGACGAAGAAGAAGAGGAGGAGGAGGAGGAGCAGCAGCAACCCACUGCUAACCUUUACUGGACGGCCGUCUUCGACUAUGAGGCGAGCGCCGAGGACGAACUCAGCCUGCGCAAGGGGGAAGUGGUGGAGGUGCUCUCCAAGGAUUCCAAGGUUUCUGGAGAUGAAGGCUGGUGGACGGGUAAAAUCAAUGACCAGGUUGGCAUCUUUCCCAGCAACUAUGUCACCAGUGCCCCAUGUUACAGCAAGUUGCAAGAUCGAAGUACAGAUGUUUACCCUCAUCUCCUGGAAACAGACUUCAAUGAGCUGCAGCUGGAGGAGAUUAUUGGCAUUGGUGGCUUUGGCAAAGUUUACAGAGGCAUCUGGAGAUUGGAGGAGGUCGCUGUUAAAGCAGCUCGACAGGAUCCAGAUGAGGAUAUCAGCCAGACCAUUGAGAAUGUUAAGCAGGAAGCAAAACUGUUUGCGAUGUUGAAGCAUCCCAACAUCAUAGCCUUGCAAGGUGUUUGUCUGAAGGAGCCCAAUCUUUGUUUGAUCAUGGAGUUUGCCCGCGGGGGCCCCUUAAAUCGAGUGUUGUCGGGCAAGAAGAUCCCUCCUCAUAUACUUGUCAACUGGGCAGUUCAGAUUGCAAGGGGCAUGAAUUACUUACAUGAAGAAGCAAUUGUUUCUAUUAUCCAUCGUGACCUCAAGUCCAGUAACAUCUUGAUACGCGAGAAGGUGGAGAAUGAUGGGCUGAGUAACAAAACCCUGAAGAUCACGGACUUUGGCCUGGCGCGUGAGUGGCACAAGACAACCAAAAUGAGCGCGGCGGGCACCUAUGCCUGGAUGGCCCCAGAGGUCAUCCGGUCUUCCAUGUUCUCCAAAGGAAGCGAUGUCUGGAGUUAUGGUGUGUUGUUGUGGGAACUGCUGACAGGAGAAGUUCCAUUCAGAGGGAUCGAUGGACUGGCUGUGGCUUAUGGUGUGGCUAUGAACAAACUAGCCCUUCCCAUUCCCUCCACCUGUCCAGAACUUUUCAGCAAACUCAUGGAAGAUUGCUGGAAUGCCAAUCCUCACUCUCGCCCAUCGUUUACCUGCAUCUUGGAAAAGCUAACUGCCAUUGAAGAAUCUGGCUAUUUUGAAAUGCCUCAAGAUUCAUUCCACUCCCUGCAGGAAGAAUGGAAACUGGAGAUCCAGGAAAUGUUUGAUGAACUUCGGGAAAAGGAGAAGGAACUGCGGAGCUGGGAGGAAGAGCUGUCCCGGGCAGCCUUGCAGCAGAAAAACCAGGAGGAGCUGCUGCGGCGUCGGGAACAGGAGCUGGCCGAGCGAGAGAUUGACAUUCUGGAGCGGGAGCUCAAUAUCAUCUUCCACCAGCUGCACCAGGAGAAACCCAAGGUGAAGAAGCGGAAGGGCAACUUCAAAAAGAGCAGGCUCAAACUCAAGGAUGGCAACCGGAUCAGCCUUCCCUCUGAUUUCCAGCAUAAAAUCACAGUGCAGGCUUCUCCCACUGUGGAUAAGAGGAAGAGUCUGAUCAACAGCAGCUUGAGCCCUCCCGCAAGCCCCACCAUCAUCCCACGACUCAGGGCAUUUCAGCUAACACCAGGUGAAAGCAAUAAGACCUGGGGCCGCAGUUCAAUGUUUCAGCGAGAAGAGUGUGAUGAAGAAGAGAAAAAGGGGCAUAAAAAGAAAGGUCGGACCUGGGGCCCCAGCUCUUUGUACCAGAAGGACCUUGGUGGUGUGGAAGAGAGCCUUAAGCACGUGGUCAAUGGAGGCAAAGAGUGGCCAUCCGGUGCUCCCAACCUGGGGAAAAAUCAUCGGACUGCUGCUAUUGUGCCAGGGUUUACCAGCCUCAUUGAAAUAGAACAUGAAGAUGGGAAUGCUGUGAAGGAUUCUGACCCUAGAUUGCAACAGUCUGCUUUUCCUAACCAGUCCUACCUCGCUUUACCUUUCUACUGUAAUGAUGAAGGUGAGGGUGGUGUUAGUGACAAUAAUGAGGAACCAACCCCAGUGAACUCUGCCACCAGCACCCCCCAGCACACCCCCACUAACAGCUUCAAACGUAGCUCACAAAGGAAGAAGUGCGACCUGGUCCUCCUGGGUUGUGGUGCUGUCUUGGCAGCAGUGGCCUUGGGAUUUGAUUUGCUGGAGCUGGGAAAAUGCCAGGUUUUACAAGAAGUCGUCGAACCCAAGGAAGAGAAGAAAAAGAAGGAGGGCAUUUUUCAGCGCACCAGCCGAUUGCGAAGGAGUAUCAGCCCUCCUUCUCGGAAUAUCUUCAAGAACGAAGAAUUCGUCAUUCCCUCCUUCGAUCCAUCUUCCUCAUUGACGCUGCUCUCAUUGUCUUCCAUUUCUGAAUGCAACUCCACGAGGUCUUUGCUACGUUCAGACAGUGAUGAGAUGGUGGUGUAUGAAAUGCCCACAACGCCAAGUUCAAUGGACGAGGGCUCCGUCUUUAUUACUAAUCAUCCUUUAGUAGACAUAACCAUCGAACGCUUCAAACGGGACCCUAAACAAUCAUUGACCCCAACUCACGUGACAACAAACAGCACCACCACACACCGGGGUCACAGAAGAACUCCUUCUGAUGGGGCCAUUAAACAGAUUCCCCAGACUCUGAACUCCACACCAUCCAAUGGUACCUCAGGCUCCGUUGCCACAGGUAUAGGUAAAACCCCAAGCCCCAACAGGGAUCCAACAGAAGUUCCUCGUCUGCCUGACCCCAACCUGGUCUUUCCUCCCACUCCGAGACGGAGGAGCAUGAAGCAAGACUUCACUCUCGAAAGGCCCAAGACGCUGGAAUUUGUACCAAGGCCGCGUCCGUCUGCUAACCGCCAACGGUUAGAUCCAUGGUGGAUUGUUUCACCCACUAAAACACACAGCAACUCCCCCAUUAAUAGCUCAAGUACUGACACGCCAUCCAAUCUGGACUCUUGCCUCAGCAGCAGUGGAACCGUGGAGGAAAGACCAGGGCUCCCUCUCUUUCUGCCUUACAGGCAAGGGCUUGCUGGCUGUGAGCGGACAUUGUUAGACACAGAUGUGGAAGGUCAGAGUCAGGAUGGAACGCUUCCUCUCUGCAGAGCAGAAAUGAACCCACGCAAGAUGGCGACCUAUGAUCAGGAGCACAAUUUCUGGUCAUAGCAGCAUGUAUAAUUUCACAGGAAUCUGUGAAAGGAAUUUGCACUGGGAAUGCACUUUUACAUAAGGACUGGUUUGAACUGAAUGCCAUUUAAUAUCGCCCAAGGAACUUGACGAACUUCAAACUUGGAAUCAAUAUCCAUAAAUUCAUUCGCUCAACAAAAAAAAGCUGUUCGAUUCUAUUCAAUGGAGUUCCAUUCAUCUUGCUCCAAAAUCUCGUCUUUUACUGUACGUAAUUGAAACCUUUUUAUGUAUUGCCAUUCUUGUUGACUUUGACAUUGUUUAGAAUCAUGUCACAGCAAGUUGAGGCAGAGUUCAAGUUGCAUCCAUUCGUACAAAAAAAAAUUGUCUGUAUUCCCCUGUGUUGUAACCUAUUUAAACAAGUUUCAAGGUAAGCACGUUGGCAGAGUCGAAAAGCAUGACCAAUUCAGAUUUAUGCAUAUCCCAAUAGCCUGAAUCCCAGAUAAACUUAUGCCUGAAGUCCUACAAUCUUGGUACCAUUUUGUUUUUUUCCCUCUUGAAGAAGGGUGGCAGAAGCAGCAACUUAGGAAAAGGUUGGGGCUGAGAAGGAAGCCGUCAGAGAAAUCUAUUAUUCCACUUGAGACCAAUGCUUAUUUUUAAAACCCACUUUUCAGUCUAAUGAAAGUUGAGAAGCUCAGUGAAUGGACACUACUGCUUCUGAGGUGAAUGUACAAAGCUUCUUAUCACUUUCGUGAGUGUCACAAAGAUCCCACUACAGCAGGACAACACCAAAUAUUUGUAUUGUGUGUUUUCUCCAUCCUGCUUUCAGUCAGCUUUUCUCAGUCUGUGCUACAGACCAUCUCAUCUUUCUUGAUGGUUUCCCUGUAUAAACUGUGGUCGCUUUUCACAAGUUUCUGAUGUGGUUAUGAGUGGGGAACUUGAAUAAACAUAUCUGCCAUUAGAUCAAACUUGGGUUGCCUCACCUAAAGUGAUUUUGAUUUUUUUGUUUUUAACAAAAAAUUCUCUUUGAGGACGUCAGCUAUUGAGGAAAGCUUCAACACCAAUAGCCUGAGAGUUAACAAUCAUCCUCACAGCUGCUCAGUCAAUAAUAGUAUAUUAUUGUACUUGCUAAAUCUAUCAGGAUCUAAUAUUCUGGAGUUCAUCUCAAGGCCCUGUAUAUGUGACUACUAGUAUUUAAUGCUUUUUAUUGGGAGUAUAUAUUGUACCAAGUCUUUGAGAGUCAAAGAUUACUGUAUUAUAAUAAUGCACAAGGGGAAAUUGCAAUGGAAUGUACCAUUAUUUCUGAGGGGUGGUGGAAUCCCCUUUUGUUGAGCUGGGGUACAGGGUCUGUACAGUAUUUGGAAAUGGCAGGAGCCUAU